AUGGGAAUUACCAUCUGUCCAAAACAACAUUCUAUUACAAUUUAAGAAGUAAAAGUUCAAGUCUUAAUAAAAAGACCUCUUUGUAUAGUGAAACUUGAAAAAGUCUCAAAAAUCCUAUUAGAUGAUGACACAAUAGAGAGAGAAGACUCUACAUAAUUACCUUAAUUAUAGAAGACUGAAAUGGAUGAAUUAAAAAUAUCAUAUACAGCAUAAUAAUCAGAAGUAAUAGACAAUACUAUAUAACAUCCUUGGAUUAAAAAGAAAUAUGCAUAACAAUAAUGUAAUGAAAGUUUAGUUAAAAAUGAUAUAUAGAAUGUAUCAUUUGAACCAAAUAACUCUAGUUUUGAUUUAUUAAUACCUAAAUCCAUCCUUAAACUUAAAAAAAAAUGGCAAUCAUAGUUCUGAAAAUUUAUCAAAUAAUCAACAAUC
This is a messenger RNA of Paramecium pentaurelia, 429 nucleotides long. The record is from the annotation of a GenBank genome assembly. Lineage: Eukaryota; Ciliophora; Oligohymenophorea; Peniculida; Parameciidae.